ACAACAAGCGGGUGCAUGAAAACAGUGGUGCAGAGAUUCCGGCAAGUUAUUGUGAUUCUAUCCUCCCAAAACUUGCACGAAAUUCGCAAGGAUGCCACGAAAUCCGUACCCAUUUCCUCGCUUAGAAAAUGACGACAAUUUUGUAAAAGAAAAUCAAAAACAGGCUUGCAAGCACUCUAUGAAAUUUAAUGAGAAGACAAAUGGUCAAGAUCAAUGGAAUCGUUUGUUUAGGACUGAGACAUUGUCCAGUAAACGGCGUGAAGUCUUGCACUUUGAUCCACAGGCACCCAAUGAUAGUCUUGAUUUUGUGAUAAAAUCAACAUACAAUCAUCAUGGCGAGUUCCUUAGUUCAAAAGCAGAAACUCUUGUCCAACCUGAAACGAAAAAUUUUGCGCACGGACGUAUAUUGAAAAAUCGACCUCCGCCAGCCGGACCAAAGAUAGAUUUAAACAAACUUCCGCUGUUAAUCUCUUCCUCAAGCAAAAAAGAAAGUGUACAUUCAGUUACUGGAGCAAUUGAAAGUCAUCACAGCGCAGCAACAAACCGUGGAUACUCAAGAAAACACGAUGGUGGAUUCUACGCUUGUUGAGAAAUCAUACGAACAAUCAAUGAUAUCAUACUGAAAUUCUCUUGGCAAAGACCGUGCUUAUAUAAAUAUAAGUCCAAUUAUAUUUUUCGAAUUCCACGCGGCAACAACACGAUCGAGGGAUAUUAUAGUCGAUGAUUUGCUAUUUUUUAACUCAACAUUUUUUUGCAUCCAGUGAUGUAUGUCUAUAUGACUAUAUAAAUUUGUAUAUCAAUUAUUAUAUUAAUAUGGUUUGCAUGUCGA
Molecule: messenger RNA, 829 nt
Organism: Dendronephthya gigantea
Lineage: Eukaryota; Metazoa; Cnidaria; Anthozoa; Malacalcyonacea; Nephtheidae
Exons: 5
Coding region: 92-589 (165 amino acids)
Source: RefSeq, a predicted model, not a curated record